AUGAGUCCAGGAGUCGUCGGUAAAAAAUUUUUAAAAAGAGCAUUAGAAAAAAGAUAUACAUGUCAAAAAAAAAGAAAAGUUUUGUCAAAUAAAAAGUCAAAUCUAAAACCUAAACGAUUGAAUUUUAGUAAAAAAGCUGACGAGAAUUAUGGAAAUGCAGACAAAUUAGACAUUCUAAAAGACAUAAAAUGUAUAGAGUUUGUGAAUGAAAUGAAUCAAUUUGUCAAAAAACUAGGGGAAGUUGAUCGUAUUAAAAUUGAACGAGAGACUAGAGAUCAAGCUGAUAAUGAUAUUUGGAAACGAGAAAGACUUUGCAGACUUACAGCUAGUAAUUUCGGUCGUAUUUGUAAGAUGCGUGCAAAUACUAGCUGUAAAAGUACAGUUUAUUCAAUUUUAUAUUCCAGUUUUACCUCUAAGUCAGUUCAGUAUGGCAGAGAUAUGGAAGGGGUUGCUAAAAUGAAAUUUGAAGAAAUUUAUGCAGGAAUUCAGAUUAAACCUUGUGGUUUAUUUAUAGACACAGAAUUUUCAUUCCUAGCUGCAAGUCCCGAUGGAAUAAUUGACGAAAAAACCAUAGUAGAAAUUAAAGCUCCAUACUCAGCCAAAAACAGCCAAAAUGCAAUUGAGGCUGUCGAGAGUGGUAAAUUACCUUACUGUAAAAUUGAGAACGGACAAUUAAAAUUAAAAAAUAAUCACAACUACUUUUAUCAAGUGCAAGGUCAACUUCACAUUUCAAAAAAAGAAGUAUGUUAUUUUAUUAUAUAUUCUCCUCAGUGGAUAUCGGUUGAGAAAAUAAAGUAUGAAAAUAAUUUUUGGAUUACGAAAAUGAAAGACAAAUUAAAAACAUUUUAUUUGGAUUGUUUGCUCCCGGAGAUUGUAGAUCCAGCUUAUAAAUAUCGCUUGAUGGUUUCAGAUAUUAGGGAAUCAAACAAAGUGGAAGUAUUACAAAAUAAAAUUAAUACGUAA
Molecule: messenger RNA, 963 nt
Organism: Macrosiphum euphorbiae (potato aphid)
Lineage: Eukaryota; Metazoa; Arthropoda; Insecta; Hemiptera; Aphididae
Source: the annotation of a GenBank genome assembly